AUGUCACUCGAGCGCACAUUCGAUCCCCUCCAUCGCGUCUUGGCCGUUACUUCCAAGCGCCCUCGCCAGACAAUCGAAAAUGCUGAUGACAAGGAUAUGAAUAGUACGCUACGCAACAACGGGGCCGUUGCUGUCAUGGUGUACCACAGCGAAAGCCCAGACUCACAAGCAAAUGACAUCUGGCCUCAAUGCCGCAGCCCAACAAAACUGCCUGCUAGGUACUAUCUCUUAGACCAUAGAGUACAGUAUGCAUCCGGUCCAAAGCCACAGACUUCCAACAACAGUGGAGUUGAAGGAACAGUCUCCAGAAAUAAACAAGAAGCAGGCGUCCCUCUUGCAGACGCCCCGAUUAGCCGCUCACAGUGGAAGCUGCCUGUUGAACUGGUAGAGUUGAUCGCUUCAUUUCUCAAUCGUGAUGACAUCAAAGCACUACGGCUCGUCAGUCGCGAGCUGAAUCACUACGUCUCUCAAGUUAUAUUCAAAACAGUUGUUGUCCCUUUCAACACUGAAAUCUACGGUAUGCUAGGGAAAGAAGUAAGACCCGAUUUCAAAGGGAAGAAGCGGGCAAAAUUUGAAACAACCAGGUAUUCUUGGAAGAACGCCAACGGCGAUGAAGUGUACGACGGCCACGGCCUUGACGUAUUUCGUGGAUUCGGUAAACACAUUCGAAGAUACGGAAUGAGUUUCGAAGUCAACGAAGACUCACUUUCAGCGCCGCCUACCAAAUCGCUAACUGAGAACAAAACAAGCUUCUGGGGUAGAUAUGAGUGGCCGUAUGAGGAAUACCGUCGAUUUGAUGCAGUCGCUGGCCUCGAAACAGCCGCUGACGAAACACCACGGAUGAAAACCGCAUUCUCUGAGCUCACCGAGGUGAAAGAGCUUGCACUCUCAAUCGACAGUGGCCUUGGUUGGCUCAACGGGCCUGACAAGUCUAUACGGGCGCGCAUUUUCCACAGACCUUCCAAUGUUUUUGGAACGAACAAAGCUGUCCCGGACCGUAGGGCCCAAGCUCAACAGGAGCUUUGGAGACACAUUGAUUCAUGCUAUCAGGAAGUCGGCAGUGAUAUCAGACACGCAACUCUCUACAGAAUGGAAGGCCAACGUCCUCUGUCUGAACUAAAAGAUGCCGGCCUGUUGGCCGGCGUACAACCGGAAAUGCCUUACUUAGAUCCUCAGCUGAUACAUGAGGCAACUCCGCACGAUAUCCUUGACAUCCCUAUGCCUACUUCCUUUGAUGACCCAUACGUCUUGGAACGUUUCGUAUCCACGCCCUCUUCAUUAGGUACUGGUAUUUUGUUCGCAUCAUCUGCCUCGCCACCUGAUGCUGGACAAGUCGUGAAUCCGAUCAUACCUGCCAACCUCACCACGGCUCAGCAAGAGUGGUUGUUGGAAACGGAAUGGGCCCAGCGAGCUUUCAUAUCUUCAUACAUGCUCUCUAUCAUCGAUAACCCUUCUACAUUUCAACAAGUACACACUCUGAAUAUCGCAGGACUUUCUGAUCGCUACUUGCCAAUGCUGAACCGUUCGGAUUUCUGGGAUGCACUACCCAGUCUUUGCGACGUCACUCUUAUGGUAAUACCGGGAUGGCGAACAGUUCACAAGGAUGAAGCCGGCUUCGUUACUACUUCAGCAGUCAAUCCUGUUCUAGGGGCCAAUAUGCUAUUUGCCAUACUUCGCGAUUAUAUCGCUCGCCGCUCAAACAUUCGAAAACUGACCGUCGGCUGGACGGCUGGCGGUGAGCAUGCUGAGGGGCUCUAUGCAAGGAACAAACUUCUAUGUCCUGCUCCUAUCAUGGACUUGCGGGUUCCUUCGGAUCGUCCUGCAUCUGUCAAUCCCGCAGCGCUUGUUGAGGCCGAUGCAGCUCUUUUGCGGGCAUUACUCCUUGAGUUGCCCCACAUCGAGAAGUUGAAGCUAAAGAACUGCUGGAUCACUCCUUCCAGCCUACUGCAGUUUGUCAAAGUCCAUGAUGCAUAUCGCUUGAAGGAAUUGGUACUUGAUUCCGUUUCGCUUACAGCGAUGCUACGUCCCAAUGCUCCUAACGCCAAUGGAAAUUUUGUACCCCAUCAAGCAGUCGUUGUCCAGAAUGCCCCUGCUCAAGCGGCAAUGCCCGCAAUCCCCCACUUCCUACCUGCCCAUCAACAGAUUCUGCAAGUUUACGUCCAUGCUCAGCAGUUACAACUUCAGCAGCUCCAUGCAAAUGCAGCUGCGCUACAGCAAAACCACAUUGUCGCUCUGCAAGUUCAGUUGCAACAGCAACUCCAGCAGAUGCAGAUGCAGAACCUAGUUCUGCAACACCAAGGACAGGGACCGAAUCAAGCCCUAGUGCCAGCUCCACUACAAACACCACUGCAACCCCAACAGCAUCAGCCAAUCCAUCCUAAUGCGAUUCUCACAAACAUCACUCAUAUCGCUGCCCAAGUAAACCAACUACAUCAUCAGAUUACGACUGGUCAGCACCAUCCCUUAGGACAACAACAUAUGCAUGCUCCGAUACCAGCGACCAAUCUCGCCGCCACAGAUUAUCAGUCUCCACUCAAAGCAAGGCCGCGCGAAGGAUCAUGGAUGGAUAUCAUCGACCAGAUCUCGCCUGGAACUAAUCUUUCUGAUUUUGAAUCCAACUAUUCCAAGGCUGACCGCAACCGCCAAACUUCUCUUCGAGAGGUUGAGUUCAUAUCGUGCGGUUAUGCCAAACUCACUCACGCUCCAUUUGACCAGACAGCUAUCGACCUCGGUCAGGGUGCUGUCGCCGCUUCGCGUCACCCAUGGUUCACCCGGCGCAUGGCCGCCCUUUCUCCUGCAAUGAUGAGCACCAAGUGGACCUAUCUUGCCGACAUCAUACAAGAAGUCGAUUCAUCAGAAUUAACUGUCCUCGAGGAUGGCUGGAACUUGCAAACUGGUUGGGAGGAUGACGAGGAAGCGCGCGCUGUUGAGUUUGAUGGUCUUUUUCCUGGUGGUACGGGGCGCUUCACAGGCACUAUACGCCAUUCGGACAGGAUGGUCGAUGAUGAUUCUGGGGUGUAG
Molecule: messenger RNA, 3021 nt
Organism: Bipolaris zeicola 26-R-13
Lineage: Eukaryota; Fungi; Ascomycota; Dothideomycetes; Pleosporales; Pleosporaceae
Exons: 1
Coding region: 1-3021 (1006 amino acids)
Molecular function (GO): protein binding
Source: RefSeq, a predicted model, not a curated record